AUGCGUGAGAUUGUUCACUUGCAGACCGGCCAAUGUGGUAACCAAAUCGGUGCCGCCUUUUGGCAAAUCAUCUCAGGUGAACAUGGUCUCGAUGGCAAUGGAGUGUACAAUGGUACCUCCGAUCUUCAGCUGGAGCGUAUGAACGUCUACUUCAACGAGGCUUCCGGCAACAAAUAUGUCCCUCGUGCAGUCUUGGUCGAUCUCGAGCCUGGUACCAUGGACGCGGUCCGAGCUGGUCCUUUCGGUCAACUUUUCCGCCCAGAUAACUUUGUCUUCGGUCAGAGCGGAGCUGGAAACAACUGGGCCAAGGGACACUACACCGAGGGUGCUGAGCUGGUCGACCAAGUUCUCGAUGUUGUUCGACGUGAGGCCGAGAGCUGCGAUUGCCUUCAAGGUUUCCAGAUCACCCACUCUCUCGGUGGAGGUACUGGUGCUGGUAUGGGCACGUUGUUGAUCUCCAAGAUCCGCGAGGAAUUCCCUGACCGCAUGAUGGCUACCUUCUCCGUCGUUCCGUCUCCCAAGGUCUCCGACACCGUUGUCGAGCCGUACAAUGCCACCCUCUCCGUCCACCAGUUGGUUGAGAACUCUGACGAGACUUUCUGUAUUGACAACGAGGCUCUCUACGAUAUCUGCAUGCGCACCUUGAAGCUGGCCAACCCCUCGUACGGCGACCUCAACCACCUCGUCUCAGCAGUCAUGUCUGGUGUCACCACUUGCUUGCGUUUCCCCGGUCAAUUGAAUUCGGAUCUUCGAAAAUUGGCCGUCAACAUGGUUCCCUUCCCGCGUCUCCAUUUCUUCAUGGUCGGAUUCGCCCCUCUCACCAGCCGUGGUGCAUACUCAUUCCGCGCCAUCACGGUCCCAGAGCUUACGCAACAGAUGUUCGACCCUAAGAAUAUGAUGGCCGCGUCGGAUUUCCGCAACGGUCGUUACCUUACCUGCUCCGCCAUUUUCCGUGGAAAGGUCAGCAUGAAGGAGGUUGAGGAUCAAAUGCGCAACGUCCAGAACAAGAACAGCAGCUACUUCGUCGAGUGGAUCCCCAACAACGUUCAGACUGCUCUCUGCUCGAUUCCCCCGCGUGGCCUGAAGAUGUCUUCGACUUUCGUGGGCAACUCGACUUCCAUCCAGGAGCUGUUCAAGCGUGUCGGCGACCAGUUCACUGCCAUGUUCCGUCGCAAGGCUUUCUUGCAUUGGUACACUACCGAGGGUAUGGACGAGAUGGAGUUCACCGAGGCCGAGUCCAACAUGAACGAUCUUGUCUCGGAAUACCAGCAGUACCAGGAUGCCAGCAUCUCCGAGGGUGAAGAGGAGUAUGGUGAGGAAGAGGCCCCUCUUGAGGAGGAAAUGUAA
This is a messenger RNA of Exophiala dermatitidis NIH/UT8656, 1347 nucleotides long. Its product is annotated as tubulin beta chain. Gene Ontology annotation, molecular function: GTP binding; GTPase activity; structural constituent of cytoskeleton. The coding region runs from base 1 to 1347 and encodes 448 amino acids. Gene Ontology annotation, cellular component: cytoplasm; microtubule. Gene Ontology annotation, biological process: mitotic cell cycle; microtubule cytoskeleton organization. The transcript is spliced from 8 exons. NCBI's taxonomy places the organism in Eukaryota, Fungi, Ascomycota, Eurotiomycetes, Chaetothyriales, Herpotrichiellaceae. The record is from RefSeq and is a predicted model, not a curated record.